Molecule: messenger RNA, 1062 nt
Organism: Phaeoacremonium minimum UCRPA7
Lineage: Eukaryota; Fungi; Ascomycota; Sordariomycetes; Togniniales; Togniniaceae
Product: putative guanine nucleotide-binding protein alpha subunit protein
Exons: 4
Coding region: 1-1062 (353 amino acids)
Biological process (GO): G protein-coupled receptor signaling pathway
Cellular component (GO): heterotrimeric G-protein complex
Molecular function (GO): GTPase activity; G-protein beta/gamma-subunit complex binding; GTP binding
Source: RefSeq, a predicted model, not a curated record
AUGGGUUGUGGUAUGAGCACGGAGGAGAAGGAGGGCAAGGCCCGUAACGAGGAGAUUGAGAACCAGCUGAAGAGGGAUCGCAUGCAGCAGCGCAAUGAGAUCAAGAUGCUACUUCUGGGUGCUGGUGAAUCCGGAAAGUCGACGAUUCUGAAGCAGAUGAAGCUUAUUCACGAGGGUGGCUAUUCGCGCGAUGAACGCGAGUCCUUCAAAGAAAUCAUUUUCAGCAACACCGUCCAGUCGAUGCGUGUCAUUCUGGAGGCAAUGGAAUCACUGGAGCUGCCUCUCGAGGAUCAACGAAUGGAGUACCAUGUUCAGACAAUUUUCAUGCAACCGGCACAGAUUGAGGGCGAUGUCCUGCCGCCUGAGGUCGGCAACGCGAUCGAGGCACUGUGGAAGGAUCGUGGUGUCCAGAACUGCUUCAAGCGUUCAAGAGAAUACCAGCUUAAUGACUCUGCGAGAUACUACUUCGAUAACAUCGCUCGCAUUGCCGCGCCAGACUACAUGCCUAAUGAUCAGGAUGUCCUACGGUCUCGUGUGAAGACAACCGGUAUCACGGAGACGACUUUCAUCAUAGGUGAUCUCACCUACAGGAUGUUCGAUGUCGGUGGUCAGCGAUCAGAGCGAAAGAAGUGGAUUCACUGCUUCGAGAACGUCACCACCAUCCUCUUCCUCGUUGCCAUCUCCGAGUACGAUCAGCUGCUGUUCGAGGAUGAGACCGUCAACCGUAUGCAGGAGGCUUUGACUCUGUUCGACUCCAUCUGCAACUCCCGAUGGUUUAUCAAGACAUCCAUCAUCCUCUUCUUGAAUAAGAUUGAUCGUUUCAAGGAGAAGCUCCCCGUCAGCCCCAUGAAGAAUUACUUCCCCGACUACGAGGGUGGUGAUGACUAUGCCGCGGCUUGCGACUACAUCUUGAACCGAUUCGUGAGCUUGAACCAGCACGAGACCAAGCAGAUCUACACACAUUUCACCUGCGCCACCGAUACAACGCAGAUCCGAUUCGUCAUGGCUGCGGUCAAUGAUAUCAUCAUCCAGGAGAACCUCCGUCUCUGUGGUCUGAUCUAA